AUGACUAUAGACCAACAUCGACCAGAGAGCAUGACUACAGACCAACACAGAUCAGAGAUCAUGACUAUAGACCAACCUCGACCAGAGAUCAUGACUAUAGACCAACAUGGACCAGAGAUCAUGACUAUAGACCAACCUCGACCAGAGAUCAUGACUAUAGACCAACAUGGACCAGAGAUCAUGACUACAGAUCAACACAGAUCAGAGAUCAUGACUAUAGACCAACCUCGACCAGAGAUCAUGACUGCAGGCCGACACAGAUCAGAGAUCAUGACUACAGACCAACAUCGACCAGAGAUCACGACUACAGACCAACAGAUCUAG
Messenger RNA from Haliotis rubra (blacklip abalone), 324 nucleotides. RefSeq lists its product as uncharacterized. The record is from RefSeq and is a predicted model, not a curated record. Bases 1 to 324 code for a protein of 107 amino acids. The transcript has a single exon. Lineage: Eukaryota; Metazoa; Mollusca; Gastropoda; Lepetellida; Haliotidae.